This is a messenger RNA of Panonychus citri (citrus red mite), 4662 nucleotides long. It is a transcript of the gene baz, whose product is annotated as partitioning defective 3 homolog. Gene Ontology annotation, cellular component: apical junction complex; apical plasma membrane; cell cortex. The coding region runs from base 341 to 4315 and encodes 1324 amino acids. Lineage: Eukaryota; Metazoa; Arthropoda; Arachnida; Trombidiformes; Tetranychidae. Gene Ontology annotation, molecular function: phosphatidylinositol binding; protein binding. The record is from RefSeq and is a predicted model, not a curated record. The transcript is spliced from 3 exons. Gene Ontology annotation, biological process: intracellular protein localization; microtubule cytoskeleton organization; establishment of cell polarity.
GAAUGUUGAGUUCACUUCUUUGUCUCUCUUGAUUAACUUUUCUUUUUCUAAUUAAAAAUGUAAUCAUAUUAAUCAUUUAUUUUUUUAUUAUUUCGAUCAAAUUAUUGUAAAUGUUUUUUAUUCUAAUUGCUAGUGACUCUUUUGAGCUUAUUGGUGACAUAAAUUGUUCUCUUUUGUGAAUAGAAAAGGAGAAAAGAUCAGAAAGACCAAAAUAACAACAUAUUCCCUCUUUACUAUUGCCUCUUUUUUUAUUCUCUUCUCUUCUCUUUUUCUUUUUCUUUUUCUUGUGUUUGUUUCUCUUUCUCUCUCUCUCCAUCUUUUCUCUUGGUGGUGAAAAACUAUGGAUACAAGUACCAAUAAUUUAAGGUGUGAAUGUGAACACAAUGGAUAUACCAGUGAAUUAGAGAAAUUAUUGGUUGAUUCUGAGAAGAAGAUAAAAGAUUUAAUUGAUAAUCUGGCCCGAUGUAGAAUGGAAAAUGCCAAUUUACAAUAUCAAUUACAAUUGAACCAACAAUCAAUUUAUGCCCAAUUAAAUGAUGGACCAGGUAGCCUUGGGAUUCACAUAUUACCUUGUAAAGAUGGACUGGUUAUUCAAAGUAUUUUACCAGGAGGAAGGAUUGAUAAUGAUGGUAGACUUUCAAUUGGUGAUACAAUAGUUGAAGUUAAUGAUAAAAGUUUAUUUAAUACUAAUUUUGAACAAGCUCAACAUAUUUUAAAAGAAGCCUCUCAACGUAAGGAGAUACGUUUAAGGUUUAUCAAAAGUCCUGUUGUUUCCUCUGUUGAUAGUGAACCACCAUCUUCAUGUUCACCACCACCUUUAUUACCCAAGCCAACAUUUAAUCGAGAAUCUUCAAUCAAAUUAAAUCAAUUUACAACUUCUACUUCCACUAUUGAUGUAACUAAUAAUUCGGUGCCUGUUAAACCAACUCUAUUAACCCAAACCAAUGGACCAUCGGUAACACCCAGAAAACUUGGUAAAAAAUAUCAUGUUCGCUUGGUUAAAGGUGAAGAUGGAUUAGGAUUUACUAUUACAACCAAAGACAAUCCUGCCGGAGAUCCUUAUCCAAUAUUCAUUAAAACAAUAUCUCCCAAAGGUGCUGCUAUUAAAGAUGGUACACUUAAAUCGGGUGAUCGAAUACUUCAAGUUAAUGGAAUUGAUUUAAAAUCUCAGAAACACUCAGAUGUGGUUUCUUUUUUAAAAAAUAUCGAAAUUGGAAGUAGUGUUGAUAUGAUAAUUGCUCGUCAAGAAUCAGAUAUUUCACCGAUUCCCUCCUUACCCCGUCCAUUACCUGGAGAUAAAGGUGGUGAAAUACCAAGUAGCCGACAAAGUGAAGUGUUUACCUUUGAAAUUCAAUCUAAUGAUACAAGUUCCGCUGGCCUUGGGAUCAGUGUUAAAGGAUUGAUUGAUAAAUUUGGUUGUGACAUGGGCUUAUUUGUAAACAAAAUUAUCCACGGUGGAGCUGCAUCCAAGGAUGGUAGAUUAAAGGUUGAUGAUCAAAUUAUAAGUGUCAAUGGGAUUACUCUUUUGGGUUUAUCGAAUGAUGAUUCAUUUAAAUUAAUGCAAAGUUCAUUUUCUUCUGGUGCUGGUCAUGAAGUUAAUCCCAAUCAAAUAACGGUAACUAUUGCUCGAUAUGUACAAACACCAGAUUGUGAAGAUGGUAAAUUUCUUCGAGCAACUAAUGAAUCAACCAACGGAGAUGUGGGUGUCUCUGUGGUUGUUUAUGAAUCAACUAAUAAGGAUGAUUUAGAUGUGUCCAAUAGUAGUUACAAAUCAAAUGAAAAUACAAUUAUUUUCAAGCCAAAGGAAAUAGUCUCGCCAAAUGAUCAACUUGAUGCUCAGUUUAGUGGUCAACAUCCAGUUUCCAAUCGAUUACAUGGUCGUACUCCAUCAAUUCGUGAUAGAGUGGUCCCAGUGAAAAUUGUGAACGGUGAAAAAUCACCUAAUCGAAGUGAUGUUUACAUUGAAGAAGAUGGUGAAGAUGGAGACUCCCUUGAAAUUAGCCAAACAAUACCCAAGUCAGUUGAAGAUAUUGAUGAUGAAGAAUUGAAUGCUCUUAAACCUGUGGAAAGUAUUAUCUCCCUUGCUGAUGAAAGUGAAGUUGUCUUUCAAAGAGAUGGCUUUGGUAGGCAAAGUAUCUCAGAGAAACGACAUGCAACUUUGAAUGUCAAAAAUACUGACACAUAUCAACGUAACAAAAAGGCCAAAGAAGAGAGAGAAAGAGAAAGGCAAAGAUUAAAAGCAGAAUAUGAUGCAAAUGAAGGUAUAAUCCAAUCAUCGACCCCAGUUACACCAUCUCGCAUGGAGCCCAUGUCAAACUCAGUAUUAUCUUCAACACCUCAAAAUCAUAAUCAUAAUCAUAAUCAUCACCACCACCACCAACAACAACAUGGUUUGAUAGAGACACCAAAACAAUUAUCCAAGGAUGAAAAUAGUAAACCAAUGAAGCCUUCAAGAGGAGAAAAAAGUUCUUCUAAAAAUCCUCCCCUCUUCUCUCCUAAAUGUUGCUGGAGUUGCCAAUCACCAGGUUCUUGUCCUUAUCAUAUCGCUCCAAACACAUCAACCCGAGGCACUAAUUCUGGUGCCGAAUCAUCUGGUCAAAAUCGUGUAGGCCCUAAUUUGGGUCUUAAAAAAUCUUGUUCAUUGGAAAGUUUACAAACCAUGAUGCAGGAACUUCAAAAGGACCAAUUAGAUGGUCAAGAAGGUAAUCCAUUUGCUGGACCACGACCAGCGACACUCAAAGUAUCUCGAAAUCGAGCAACCAAUGAAAGCUUUCGUGCUGCCGUUGAUAAAUCAUUUGACGCCGCCACUUCAGCCCAACAAGCCAUGGAAACUCUAGCCGAAGAAGGCAGUGAAAGUAAUUCAUCUCUCAACAUGAUACUUCAACAACAACAACAGCAACAACAAGCACAACAUCAGCAGCAGCAGCAGCAGCAGCAACAACAACAACAACAACAACAACAACAACUUUUAUACUUACAACAACAACAACAUCAUCAACAAUCACAACAGCAACAAUAUCAACGGCAGCCAUCUCUUAAUCUUCGUCAUAUUCAAGAUACUCGAUUAACUCAUCAUUCUCAUUCUAAUGGGGAGCAUAUUUCAUCCAAGCCAUCAGAAGCGGCCAUUUCUACUACAACCGGAACAGGUUCACAAUUUACUACGAGUGGUGAUGAUGAUAUUGCAUUAAUUAAACGUAAAAACUCAGGGACCAAAAAGGGUUUAAUUAAAACAUUGUUUCGUCUGGGAAGUGGUAAAAAAUCAAAAUCCGAUGGAUCUUCAUCUUCGUCCGGUAAAAAUCAUAAGAAAGGUGAUUAUGAAGACGUUAAUAAAAUACGUGCUCGACAAGCAGCUCAAAUGGAGCAAGAAAGAAUCCAAGAACAUAUAAGAAGAUUCAAAGAGCAACAACAUCAACAACAACAACAACAACACUAUCACCAUCAAAGUCUUCAACAACAACCGGUACAAAUUUUUCAUCAACAAACUUUGGUUAAAUCACCAAUUGGAUUACCACAAAACAAUGACCAUCUUCCAUUAACUCAUUUCCAAUCAGAUCCAACUAUUCAAUAUAAUCAACAUCAAGCACAACAUCAACUUAAAUCACCUCAUCCACCACAACUCGCACCACAUCAGUCACAAAUUCAGUCACAAAUCUCAUCACCACAACAACAACCACAACAUACUCUUUCCUCUCCCCCAACAGUCAGUGGUCAACAAGCAAUGAAACUAAAUGCUCAUGCAGGAGUAAUUUAUGGUUCAACAAGAAUCGCCAAUCAUGUUAGGACACCUUCAGGUCGGAUGAACGCAGCAACAGCCGCAGCGGCAGCAGCAAGACGUCAGUAUCCUGUUGAAAUUCAAGAAAGGGUUGAUGAUAGAUAUGACCGGACUCGAUUACCACCCCAACAGAUUAUCGACUUGCCAUCCUCAUCCCCAGCAUCAAAUCAACAGCAUGCAGGUUACAUCGAAAGGCCAAUAAUUCAAACAUCAACUUCAUCAUCAACAAUAACAAGACCUGGUUAUGGAACCAAUGAUAUUUAUGCUACUUAUGAUACACCUUAUGGAGCAGUUAAACGUAAUGUCUACCCUGGCAGCUAUCGAUCAGCAACCGUUGAUAGAAACUUUAACAAUCGAUCAACAAUUUAUUGGGGCAACAGUGGCCCUACAACAACCACUCGAACCGUUACCACGGCUGCUGAUGCAACCCUACGUAGGCCUCACAGUGUAUAUGUUGAUGAAUACGGUCGAGCUUCAAUCAAAAGACUUGGCCAAAGAAAGGUGGGAGAUGUAUACAGUUACCCUCCUCGUCAUAUAACUUAAUUAAUUAUUCACUUAAAAUAUAUGUUGAUUUUUUUACACACAAACUUUAAUUUAGACUCACAUUGAUUAACUAAACUUUUUUUUAUACACACAAACACACACUCUAAUCACUGUUGAGUUUUAACAUCAACAGUUUUUCAAAUGAAUGAAUUUUUUUUUGUAAAUAUUAUAUUAACUUGAUAACUUUAAUUAAUGUGUAUAUUGUUAUAAGACACAAUCAAUUGAAAUUACAAUUAUCAUGUUAACAGAGAGAUUUCAAGUUUUCACCUUUAAUUGUUUUUCAUUUUUGUAAUAAAUUGUAUCAAUAAAAUAAACCGACUUUUGUGUUUGACGAUUUACUAAUUUCA